AUGGGGGAGGUUGGCGAUGCGUCGCGAUUCCGGGUCUGGGGCUCUCGUGCCUUUGUCCGCGAUACCACCGCGGACAAGCUCUCCUCUCGCGCCAUUCCCUGCGUCUUCCUUGGCUUUCCCCCUGACGUGCCUGGCUGGCAGUUUUACCACCCCACCUCGCGCCGUGUCUUCCCCUCUCAGGACGUCACGUUUGACAAGUCGGUUCCCUUUUACCGUCUCUUUCCCUACCGCACUGCCCCUCUCCCCCCCCCCCUGCCGCUCUUCCUCGCUCCAGGUCCCCCUCCGGUAGACUACCUCCCCCCUCAGGGUCCUGCUCCUUCAGGUGUCUCUCAGGUAGACCCACUUCCCUUGGCUGAGCCUGUCGAGGUCACUGGUGACUCAGGUGCUGCUGGGGGUAGUCUUGCUCGGGGUGCUGCGUCUGGGGGUGCUGAGCCUGAGCGUGUGGAGCCUGGGGGUGCUGAGCCUGCGGUUGUGGAGCUCGGGGGUACUGAGCCUAGGGGUGCUGCGUCUGGGGGUGCUGAGCUUGCUGGUGCUUAUCGCGCCGCUGGUGACCCAGGUGCUGCUGGGGGUGGUGUUGCUCGGGGUACUGCGUUUGGUGUGCUGAGCCUGCGAAUGCGGAGCCUGGGGGUGUCGAGCCUGAGCCCUGGUGGUACUGCGUCUACUGGUGGUCUUCCGGGUGCCUCGCCGCAGCGGAAUCGCCAGCGCGAGCCCCUCUCACCACAGCAGCUGCGCGAGUGGUUUGCUCAGCGCACCAGCCUUAGGAGUUGCACUGCUAGAGCUGGAGGCGCUGGUACUGGAGGCGCUGGAGCUGUAAGCGCCAGAGCUGGAGGCACUGGAGCUGGAGGUGCUGGAGCUGGAGGUGCUACCACUGGAGGUGCUGGAGCUGGAGGCCAUGGAGCCGGAGGCGCUGGAGCUGGAGGCACUAGAGCUGGAGGUGCUGACGCUGGAGGUGCUGGAGCUGGAGGCGCUGGAGCUGGAGGCGCUGGAGCUGGAGGCACUGGAGCUGGAGGCGUUGGAGCUGGAGGCGCUGGAGCUGGAGGCGUUGACGCUGGAGGCACUGCUGUUGGAGGUGCUGGAGCUGGAGGCCCUGUGCAGCAGCGACCGUUUUUCGUGCUGCCGCCGCAGCUGUCUGAGCUUCCGCCCGAGUCGGUGCUCCGCCAGGUUCUUAGUCUUCCUUCGUCCACUGCCCUUCCUCCGGACUCGCCGCUGCCUGCCCCGUCUCGUUACACUGAGCAGCCGGUCUCCCUUACAGAGCGUCGUGAGCCUGCGUCUCGUCCUGUCUCCCCUGUUCGCGCUGUUCGCACCGCUCGUCGUGUCCCGCGUCCGCGUCCUCCUCCUGUGCCAGGCACUCACACUAUGGCACUUCUCGUCACUGACCCGUCGUUUGAGUCCACAGCUGCGUCUGCCUUAGUUGCUGAGCUUGUGGACUUUGCUGCUGCGUGUCGUCUAGACUACGCCGCCAGUCUUGUUGCUGAGUCUGAGUCUGUGUGUCCUCCGUCCGUCGGGGGUGAGUGUGCUCUUCGCACGGACGUCCUUGAGGACAGGCAGGAGGACUUUGAGUGUCUUGCGGUUGCUGUACCUCAUCUCGUGGCCUGGCUGCUUGCACCUGAGGGAGACCCAGAUGCACUGGACAUCCCGACCCCGCGCUCUUACGCAGAGGCGAUCUCGGGUCCCUACUCCUCUCAGUGGCAGACAGCCAUGGACGCAGAGAUGGCAUCCUGGAAGUCCACAAGCACCUUCGUCGACGAGGUUCCCCCUCGUGAGGCGAACAUAGUCGAUGGCAUGUGGAUUUUCAGGGUGAAGCGGCCGCCGGGUUCUCCGCCUGUCUUCAAGGCUCGUUAUAUUGCACGAGGCUUCAAUCAGCGAGAGGGAGUUGACUUCUUCCAGACCUUCUCCCCCACCCCGAAGAUGACCACUCUUCGGGUGCUGCUGCACGUUGCCGCUCAGCGUGACUACGAGCUUCACUCUCUUGACUUCAGCACAACCUUCUUACAGGGCAACCUGCACGAGGAGAUCUGGCUGCGCCGCCCACCUAGCUUCACUGGGUCGUUCCCUCCUGGUACCCAGUGGAGCCUCCGGCGGCCAGUCUACGGUCUCCGCCAGGCGCCUCGUGAGUGGCACGACACACUGAGGAUGACAUUUGCGGCUCUUGGGUUUGCUCCUUCCACUGCUGACCGUCGCUAUUUCUUCGCACCAACACCUCUCUGCCGCCGUUCUACAUCCUCGUGCAUGGGGCUGGUGCUUGGAGGACGGGGUGACAUUGUCCUCACUGGACACUCAGACGCCUCUUGGGUUGACGACCUGGCUACGCAGGGUUCGUCACAGGGUUACACCUUCAGCCUUGGUUCUGUCUCUUGGCGGGCUACCCGUUCUUCUGUUCUCAGCUCCAGUUGUGAGGUUGAGAUCUACGCUGCAGUCAUGGCUGUUCAAGAGUUACGCUGGCUCACCUACCUGCUGACUGACUUGGGAGAGCGGCCUCGUUCUCCUCCAGUUCUAUACGUCGACAACAAGGCUGCCCUCACCUUGUGUGAGGAGCACAGACUGGAGCACGGAACGAAGCACAUCGCUCUGCGUUACUUUCUUGCUCGAGAGCUGCAGCAGCGUGGCCAGCUUCAUCUUUCUUACAUGGACACGCGGGCCAACACAGCUGAUGUCUUCACCAAGGCACUUCCGCCUAGUGAUCAUCAGCGUCACUGCACUGCUUUAGGCCUCGUGCCUACGUUCUCUCACUUGCUCACUGCUUGA
Closterium sp. Yama58-4 is the source of this 2745-nucleotide messenger RNA. The record is from the annotation of a GenBank genome assembly. Lineage: Eukaryota; Viridiplantae; Streptophyta; Zygnematophyceae; Desmidiales; Closteriaceae.